AUGAAGGAAGAGACUCUCAGCUGGACCCCCGGUGGACCUCGGGUGAAUCGAUUCACAGUCGAUCGGAUUCCGCGGCCCCCGAGGGCAGCGCCCCACACGUGGAGCUUCCGGGGAUUGCAAGGUUUCUGCCAGGGGCAAUUCAUCAAGUUCACCUCUUCUCUGUUUUGCUCUUUCCUCUGUUUCCCUAUCCCACUCACCAUGCCCUCCAAACCGGCCAACAAGUCCUCGGGCUGCUGUUUUUCUAUCCGGAGUCUCAGCUUCCUGGCGGUCUUCCUCGCUCUGUUCUCCGCUGUCUACAGCUUCCUCAACGCGCGUCUGGAGCAGUUCUACAUCUUCGAACCGGGCCACCUGCACGAUCUCUCCCAGCGUGCAAUCAAAGCCCAUGGCGAAGACACGCGCUCCGUGGUCAAUUACAUUGUUGCCGAGCUGGAGCAGAAGGUUGGCCCGCAGUACCUGAGCCACGAGGAGGAAUGGGUGUUCAACAAUGCAGGAGGUGCUAUGGGUGCCAUGCACAUCAUUCAUGCCAGUAUCACUGAGUACCUGAUCAUCUUCGGCACUGCGAUUGGUACCGAGGGUCACACCGGCCGACACACCGCCGACGACUACUUCAACAUUCUUCAUGGCACCCAGUUAGCCUACGUGCCCGGUAGCUUCGAGCCUGAGGUUUACCCCGCCGGCACUGUCCAUCACCUCCGCCGCGGGGAGGUCAAGCAGUACAAGAUGGACUCGUCCUGCUUCGCGCUGGAGUACGCUCGUGGAUGGAUCCCGCCUAUGCUCUUCUUCGGCUACGCCGACACUUUCUCCAGCACCUUGGAUUUCCCAACCUUGUGGGCGACGUCGCGUAUCACCGGGCGUGAGAUGAUCUCCAACCUGCUGAAAUGGAAGCUGUGA
Messenger RNA from Penicillium alfredii, 891 nucleotides. It is a transcript of the gene erg2, whose product is annotated as C-8 sterol isomerase ERG2. Gene Ontology annotation, biological process: ergosterol biosynthetic process. Gene Ontology annotation, cellular component: endoplasmic reticulum. NCBI's taxonomy places the organism in Eukaryota, Fungi, Ascomycota, Eurotiomycetes, Eurotiales, Aspergillaceae. The coding region runs from base 1 to 891 and encodes 296 amino acids. The record is from RefSeq and is a predicted model, not a curated record. The transcript has 3 exons.